UCAACUGCAUCUUCUGACCUGGUCUGAUAUACGUUUGGCUCUGGUGCAUUGCCUCAUCAUUCUUAGGAACCUGACGAAAUAGUCACCGAAUUCUCGUCCGGGCACAUUCCCGCCUGCCUCAGCUCCUCCACACACACCACCGCAACCAUAUACAUGGCUCUGCCCACCUGCCUCACCUCCAUCAGCCUGGCCCUCACCUCCUCCAGGAUGACCACGAUCACCACCUCCGGUACUCCCACCCUGACCACCAUCACCUCUACCAUAGUGGCCCCCGUAACCACCUCCACCACCUCCCUGACCUCCCGUCACCACCGUUGUACCCUCCUCCACCACCACCACCACUUCCCUGACCCCGUCGUCACCUCCAUCGUCUCCGUCAUCACCACCUUCAUCCUCACCGCUACCCUCAUCCUCUCCGCCUCUGCCUCCACGUCGGCCUCUACCUCACCACCACCUCUAGCUCCUCUACGGCCGCGACCACUCCCCCCUCGCCGUCCAACCAUUCCCAAACCUUCCCACCAAACCUCAUUUCCGAUUCCCGUCCUCAAAAGUUAAAAGUUUUCAUCUUUUCUUCAUUUCAUGUUGUUUCCCAUUUUGUAUUGUUCAUGGGGUUUAUCUAGCUUUGCUUUUCUUUUUGCUCUUGUUGGGUUAAAUUUGUCUUUUGGUGUGUGGGUAAUUUUGUUGAAGUGUUGUUCAUGAGUGUGUAUCCCUCAUCCCUCAUUUUAAUGUUAGAAAACAAAAUAAUGCAAAAGAAUCAAAAGACGUUUGCUACUCAUAGUAUUCUUCCCUGUACCCUGUGGUUCAGUUUCUGGAAGGAGAACUACUCAUAGUGUGUUUGUAUUGCAAUCCAGGUGGAAGCUUUGCCCCAAGGGAAAAAAUGAGCCUUCUAAAGAACUGCCGAAGUUUUCUGUCAAACUUUUUCUUCAUUCCAGCGGGCAUGUUGCAGCGAAAUUCCAAUAUGACCAGGUAAUAAUUUCUGCUUUUCUGGAUUGGCUGUUUUGAGGGCUUAGUGAUUUGAAAAUUUGAGUCUGCAGGUUAUGGAUGUUUCCGCUUUCUUCCUUAUCAGAAGCAGAGAAGGUUCUAGGAGAAAUAUCUAAUUAUAAAGUUCAGUUGGAGGUGGUAAAAGCCAAAAUCAAGUCUGCUAAAUCAAAAGAUGAGUCUGAAUCUGUUAAAUUUACUCAAAAGAAUCUGAUUAACAAGAUAUAUACUAAUUCUGCAGAUGCCAAGAUUCCUGCUACUCUUGAGUAUCUCGGAACUUUCAUUGAGGCAGGUUGCAAGUUUCUUAUAUUUGCGCACCAUCAGCCAAUGAUAGAUGCGAUACAUGAGUGCCUUCUUAAGAAAAAAGUGGGUUGCAUCUGGAUUGAUGGAGGUACACCCGCUGCAUCAAGGCAACAAUUGGUUACAGAUUUCCAGGAAAAGGAUUAUAUCAAGGCAGCUGUACUAUCCAUUAAAGCGGGAGGAGUUGGAUUAACUUUAACUGCUGCAAGCACAGUUAUCUUUACAGAACAAUCCUGGACUCCAGGUGACCUAAUUCAGGCCAAAGAUCGUGCGUAUAGAAUUGGUCAGGUAUUCUCACACUCAUUAAGUAGAAAGGAGAGAGUUGUUACUAGUUGCAUGACAACAUUAAGAAAACAGAUAAUCUCAAAUGAAAAGAACUCUCAUAUCUAAAUUUUUUAGUAGCAAAGACAACAUGUGCUCUUCUGUUUUUUGACUUGUUAGUUCUUGU
Arachis duranensis is the source of this 1726-nucleotide messenger RNA. RefSeq lists its product as uncharacterized. Lineage: Eukaryota; Viridiplantae; Streptophyta; Magnoliopsida; Fabales; Fabaceae. Gene Ontology annotation, biological process: replication fork processing; DNA repair. The record is from RefSeq and is a predicted model, not a curated record. Gene Ontology annotation, cellular component: nuclear replication fork. The coding region runs from base 1042 to 1668 and encodes 208 amino acids. The transcript is spliced from 9 exons.